CAGACUCGAUCAUGGACGCGCUCAACCAGCCUAUCGUCAUCGACCAAGGGUCCGGCACCCUCAAGGCCGGCUUUGCAGGCUCGGACCACCCGUCGACCUACUUCCCUUCCUACGUCGGCCGGCCAAAGCACACGCGGGUCAUGGCGGGCGCGGUCGAGGGCGACACGUUCGUCGGGAGGAAGGCGCAGGAGCUCAGGGGGCUGCUACGGAUCAACUACCCGAUGGAGCACGGCAUCGUGACCGACUGGGACGAUAUGGAGCGGAUAUGGUCCCACGUCUACAGCGAGGAGCUGCGCACCUUGUCCGAGGAGCACCCCGUCCUUCUCACCGAGGCCGCCCUCAACCCGAACUCGAACCGGGAACAAGCCGCGCAGAUCUUCUUCGAGACGUUCAAUGUGCCCGCCAUGUACAUGUCGGUGCAGGCCAUCCUCGCGCUGUACGCGUCGGGCCGGACAACGGGUAUCGUGCUCGACUCGGGCGACGGUGUCACACACGCCGUACCCGUCUUUGAGGGCUUUGCGAUCCAGCACGCCAUCCGGCGAGUAGACGUCGCAGGACGAGACGUGACCGACCACCUCCAGCUCUUGCUGCGGAAAGCGGGCUACCACCUGCACACGUCGGCCGAGAAGGAGGUCGUGCGCAUGAUCAAGGAGAAGACGUGCUACGUCGCGCUGUCGCCGGCAAAGGAGGAGAAGGAGGCGCAGGGAGGCGGGAGGACCGAGGACUUUCGGUUACCGGAUGGCAACGUCAUCCGGCUCGGCCCCGAACGGCAUCGUGCGCCCGAGCUCCUGUUCAACCCCGAGAUUGUCGGCCUCGAGGACGCAGGCGUGCACCAGGUCGUCGUCGACUCGAUCAACCGCGCCGACCUCGACUUGCGCAAGUCGCUGUUUGGCAACGUCGUCUUGAGCGGUGGAGGAACGCUCGUCAAGGGUUUCGGCGACCGCCUGCUGCACGAGGUCAAGAAGCUCGCGCUGCGCGAGACCAAGAUCCGCAUCAGCGCACCGCCCGAGCGCAAGUACUCGACCUGGAUCGGCGGCUCGAUCCUCGCCGGCUUGAGCACGUUCAAGAAGAUGUGGGUGUCGGCCGAGGAGUACCAGGAGGAUCCCGACAUCAUCUUCAAGAAGUUCUAGACGACGCGCAGGCCGCAGCGCUCCUCCCCCUUCUCCCUCCUCCCCCGAUUCCCCUUCGUUCGACUUUUCGUUCUCCCCCUCUUUCGCAAUCCAUACCCAUCG
This is a messenger RNA of Rhodotorula graminis WP1, 1232 nucleotides long. RefSeq lists its product as uncharacterized. The transcript has 10 exons. Bases 12 to 1130 code for a protein of 372 amino acids. The record is from RefSeq and is a predicted model, not a curated record. NCBI's taxonomy places the organism in Eukaryota, Fungi, Basidiomycota, Microbotryomycetes, Sporidiobolales, Sporidiobolaceae.